GUUGCACCACUGUAUUUGCGCACUGCACCUCCGCCUGCCACACACUGCGUUCCAAGGGCCUCGGAGGACAGAGAAAGGAAGAAAAAAUACGGGUUGGAAGAAGUCAACAUCUGCUGAGCCAUUAACACGAAUAAGGUUAUGAAACAAUGGACCGCUGACAAAUAAGAAAUAUUGACUUUACUUUUCCCAGGAGAACAGCGUCACUUGUGUUUGUUGCUUCUAUUUUUUGGGGCUCUACAUAAUUCUCCCUCUUUCUUGGCAAAGGGGAGACAACUUUCAGCUUUUACGUUUUUUGGUUUUCAACGAAAAUUAACAACUUUGCGAGGAAUUUUGUAUUGUUUUUUUUUGGUUCUCAAACAACCCGGUCAUAGAUAGACUUUCUCCUCCAAAGACUUUUCUUGGGGAUGUUGAGCUCCGUGAAGAUGGAAGCACAUGAUCUACCAGAGUGGAAUACUUUCUACAGUGAGGCCAGCGAGAUGUAUUCCUCUGCCAGCACCAUGAACUCUGGUCUGGGCUCCAUGGGCUCAAUGGGCACCAGCUACAUCAACUUGAACCCGGCCACAGCCUCCCCUGCAGGCAUGAACAUGGCGUACCCAAGCUCCAGCCUCAGCAGCUCCCCCCUGGCCUCCAUGGGCUCCGGGCCCGGCCACAUGUCCCUCUCCCCAGUGGCCUCGUCCCUUGGCUCGGGCCCUCUGACCCAGCUCGGCUCCUCGGCCCCGGGCUCUUUGGGCUCCCUAACCCACUACCAGAACAUGGGCCAGUCCAUGAGCCAGCUGGGGUACUCCUCUGCCGCGCCCCUGAACCGUGCCGGGCCAAAGGAGAUGCCCCCGAAGCCCUACCGGCGCUCCCUGACCCACGCCAAGCCGCCAUACUCUUACAUCUCCCUCAUCACCAUGGCAAUCCAGCAGAGUGGCAGCAAGAUGCUCACCCUGAACGAGAUCUACCAGUGGAUCAUGGAGCUGUUCCCCUACUACCGCGAGAAUCAGCAGCGCUGGCAGAACUCCAUCCGCCACUCGCUCUCCUUCAACGACUGCUUUGUGAAGGUGGCGCGCUCGCCGGACAAGCCGGGCAAAGGUUCCUACUGGACACUGCACCCUCAGUCGGGCAACAUGUUCGAGAAUGGCUGCUACCUGAGGCGCCAGAAGCGCUUCAAGAUUGAGGAGAAGCUGGCGAAGAAGGCGGCCAAGAACCAGGAGGGGGGCUCGGGGAAAGGGGGCCCCAGCGGAGAUCACAUGGCCGAGGACCAUAGCCCCGUGGGAGGAUCGGAUGGCGCAGACUCCGCCCAUUCGGACAACUCCCACCCGGGCUCGUCGGACGACCAGCCGCAUCCCCGGAACUCCCUGGUUCCGAUGGACUGCCCCGCCCUGUCCUCACACCUCCAGAGCCCGCCCAUCUCCCUGCCUCCGUCCUCCUCCGGCUCAUCUUCCCUGUCCCUCCCGUCAGCCACCUCCUCCAGCCCGCUCCUCCACUCCCAGUCUCUAGUGGGCGGCGGCCACCUCCUGUCCGGCGCCAUGCAUCAGCACAUGGACCUACAGAGUGACGCCCUCAAGUCCCUGGACCCCCACUACAACUUCAACCACCCCUUCUCCAUCACCAACCUCAUGUCCAACGAGCAGAAGAUGGACCUCAAGUCCUACCAGGACCAGGUGAUGGCCUACAACAGCUACGCCAACGGCUCCCCCGUGGCAGCCAAGCAGAUUUACGACAGCCAGGGACCGGCCACCAUGGACUCGGGCGCUUACUACCAAACUCUGUACAGCCGCUCGGUGCUCAACGCCUCCUAAUGGGGACACAUCUUCCCCCCCUCUCCCCCCCCCACACACACACACCUGUCUCUAGAGGCAAGCCAAGAUGGACCUCUUUUCUUCUCCUGCCUUUUCUAAAAUGGACACCCCAGCUCCUCUUUAUCUUCCUCUUCCACUCUGGCUCAGGUCCAGAGGCCUCGUUAGAGACACGCACCUAAAAUGGCUACUGUGUUUGAGGGACCAAAGGACAGUUUUUUUUCAGUUUUCAGACUGGUUCAUUAAGUCUUCGAUGAAGUUGUCCCGCUGGCGUGUGUGUGAGAGUCAACACAGGAGUCAGACUCUGUCUUGGUGAAAUUGGUUAUGUACAAAAUGUAUAUAGAAGUAAAGCGGGGGGGGAGAAAAAAAAUAAUAUUUGCAUUUAUUUAUGAUGGGAAUACAUUUUAAUAUAUCUUGUAUAGCGCUCUGUUGACCAGUUACAAACCAGAUGCGAGCGGGUUUUCUUUCUAAUCGGACUGGAGAGGCGCCAGGCGAGUUUUGAGAGGUUACUGCUUCAGGCAGGUGUUACUGCAGUGGAGGACCUUCAUUUCCAUUUUUUCGCGUUACAACAUUUCACACCAGGUCCAUCAUUUACGUCAGAUCGGGCAUUCGUCAAUGUAGCUGAUGAAGUCUAAACUCAUUAUUCUUGGUUAAUAUGAAGAAAGAGAAAAUAAGUGAUGUUGUCCUCGCUGGAGCUCAGAGGAAAGCAAAGCAAUCUUCAGCCAGAAGAAACGAGGCAAAGCAACUGUGGUAAUAACUUUAAAAAAAAAAAAAAACAUGUUGUGUUUAUGUUUUUUGUUACAGGAGUAUCAAAAAUGAUGCUUUCUCAACAUAGUGUCACAUUAUGAAUCAGAGAUCGCGUGGGGGAGCUCAGUAGGUUACUUAAAGCAGGAGGAGGGGGAGGAGAGAUGCACUAUGGGAGGAUUUACAUACAGUACUUUGCACUAUGGAGCUCCUGUCGGCCAGGUGGGCUGAUAGUGUGUGCGUUUGCGUGUGUUACUACAAUACUUAGGAGCACCCCCAUCAACCCCCCCCCUCACAGUGUCAAUGCGUCGGCUCAACGGGAUCAGUGUAACGAUGUCAGCGAGUGUCAAAUGACCGCCGCCGCGGUUCCAGAAAAGGGCCUUUUUCUUUAAACGACUACUGAUCUGAUAGGAGAUCAAUGUUUCGACGAUCUAUUGAAGGAUUAUUCAGAGGAGGACAGAGACGGUUCAGGUCACAGGGUGUCCUUUAUGUGGAGCAUAUUUUAAGUUUCAAAAAGAAUUGUCAUUUAUUUAAAGUGCGUUGCUUUUCAAACUUUGAAUGUGUGCUGAUAUAAUAUAUUGUUGUUGUUGUUGUUGUUUUUGUCGUUGUUUUAUGUUGGUUGUAUAUGUGAUUUAAAUGAUUCAUGUUUCUUUUU
This is a messenger RNA of Pungitius pungitius (ninespine stickleback), 3180 nucleotides long. It is a transcript of the gene foxa3, whose product is annotated as forkhead box A3. The coding region runs from base 405 to 1784 and encodes 459 amino acids. Lineage: Eukaryota; Metazoa; Chordata; Actinopteri; Perciformes; Gasterosteidae. Gene Ontology annotation, biological process: cell differentiation; regulation of transcription by RNA polymerase II; anatomical structure morphogenesis. Gene Ontology annotation, molecular function: transcription factor binding; DNA-binding transcription factor activity, RNA polymerase II-specific; protein domain specific binding. The record is from RefSeq and is a predicted model, not a curated record. The transcript has 2 exons.